GGCAUCGACAUUUACAGAUUGUUCGAGCUGGUAUAUGACUGCCUAGAAAGAUCGACUCCUCAGCAAGUUGUGAGAGUGCUUGCUGUGCAUUUUCCCCGUAGGAAGAGUGUCGUCAGCUCCAAGAUUACCAGACAGUGGCCAGAUGUUGCAAAAGAGGUGGAAGAAGAGAAGAGAGAUUUCCGCUUUCAGAUUCUUUUUCUCAGUAACAAGUUGUGUGUAAGGCAUAAAAAGCAACUCAAUUUGCCGACAAUUGCCUUACUGCACCCUGCACAAGACUUCUUCACAGAGCUUGAAGAGGCUUUUCCACCUACCUACCUUGAUAAACUGAUGCAGGAACAGGAUAAAGACACACAAUUAGGAUCACAGCUCUUAUCUCCUAAUAUCACAGAGGAAAUUAUUAAGGAUUUUGUGUAUGGCAAGUUCAGAUUAGACCCUGCAGAUCUCCGGGCUCUUCUCCAAAUUCUGGAGACUGCUGAAACAUCUUGGAAACAUCCCAGUCUUGGAUGCCUGGUGCACCAGAACUCAUUAAAAGAGCAGCAUUCAGAGGAGAAUGCUGAGCUAAGUUCCACUGUUGUACAUCAGGCUUUUGAGGAAAGUGGUGGAGUCAAGUUUGCUGAUACAGAAAAAGUACUAGACAUAGGCAACCUUGAUGAGGGUGAGUUGGAGUCCUCUGGAACAUCUGACAAAACAUUGUUGAUUCCAGACAUAAAAAAAUUUUGGAAAUCUUUCGACUUUCCGGUCUGCAUUGUCAAGGUGUUUUAUGAAGAGGAAAUUACGGACCCAGACACUGGUCUAAGACAUAAAAUAUUUAGAUGACAUCAGCUUAUCAACAUAAUUAGAGUAGGUAACGGCACACAAAAUUAAUUUUUUUGUAUGCUCACAUGAAAGUACAAGAAAAUGUAAGAAAAACACAGCAAAAACUGAGUCUCUAUUAGUUUUGGAGAUAUUUGUGUUUGAAGUUCGUGAUUGCACCCGGUUCUGUAUCUCUAUACUCUGUACGGUGCGAACCGGGUGACUCAAAGCUGCUGUCAUAUACACCGGAGUCAGCAGACAAUGCUCUUUCACGCUCAUCUACAGAUCCACGUCGUAUUUUGCACAGGUAUUCGAGCUAAGUUAUUUUAAGCUGACAAAUAUUUUCCAUCAUCUUUUAUUGCGCUUUAGAACUGUUAACUUUCUCUAAGAAAUAUACAGGCAUUUCCGCCAAUCUUUACUGAUUUAAUUCAAUCUGUAUACAUCAAUAUCCAUACGAAAGUUUGUGAACGCGAGCACAAAUACCGACCCAACCAUCAACAUGCACGCGAUACACGGCACACGGACAACGGGCACCACGAGGCUAGCUGCUUGUGCCGGGUACCAUGUAUCCUCACAAAAUACACAUUAUUCACCCAGUCACACAACAAAAAGACAUACUCUGAACACAUGCGGAAAAGCUGUUCUUUAUUGUGAUUUAAGAGAGAUAUUUCUAUUCCUGAUAGUCAAAUUUUUAAAAUUGAAAACACUAUUUUUGUGCGAUCGCCCGCUUUCCGCCAGCGGAAAGACGUGUGGCGGUACUAGAGUUACAGCAGUAGAGGGAAUGUGCAGUAAUGUAUAACACUUUUGGUAUACAUAGUGGUCAUUUGUAUCUGUUUUUAAGCUCUUUUGGCUUAUUAUUAAUAAAUACUUUAUUCUGAAA
This is a messenger RNA of Pomacea canaliculata, 1672 nucleotides long. RefSeq lists its product as uncharacterized. The transcript is spliced from 8 exons. Bases 328 to 816 code for a protein of 162 amino acids. Lineage: Eukaryota; Metazoa; Mollusca; Gastropoda; Architaenioglossa; Ampullariidae. The record is from RefSeq and is a predicted model, not a curated record.